AUGGAGGUGGAUGUAGCAGAUGAAAAGCGCCAUCGCACACGCUCCAAAGGUAUUUCACCACCCUAAAAUCUCAUUCCAGUGCCCUUGGAACCAGAAAUACAGGAGUUGUUCAGUUGCCCGACACCAGGUUGUGAUGGAAGCGGGCAUGUCAGCGGAAAAUAUGCAAGACAUCGAAGUGUGUAUGGCUGCCCACUGGCAAAGAAGAGAAAAGGCCAGGACAGACUGUCACUGGAGCCAGGCCUUAAGAGGAGACAUUUUCUAAGCCACGUGGAUAACCACUCUAUGGACGAGUAUUACGAGAUGGAUGAGGGUGAAGAGAUGGAUGUAAAAGAGGAUGAGGAUGAGGAGGAGGAAGAAGAGGAAGGAGGGGAGGAAGACGAGGGAGAGGAGGAAGAGGAGUAUUCAGAAAACGAGGAGCAGGUGGAACAGGAGGACGGAGAGGUGGAAAAUGGUGAGGAAGACUAUGAAGAUGAGGAAGAGGAAAUAGAGCAGGAUGAUGAGGAGGUGGUAGAGGAGGUGGUGGAGGAAGAGGAGGAGGAGGAGGAAGAGGAAGAAGAGAAAGAGGAGGAGUAUGAGAACACUCCCAGUCAGGACCAAGUGGAGAAAGAUGACAAUAACAACGACGAAUAUGACAAUUAUGAUGAACUGGUGGCCAAAUCGCUCCUCAACUUGGGCAAGAUUGCAGAGGACGCUGCCUACCGGGCCAUGACGGAGUCAGAGAUGAAUAGUAACUCCUCCAACAAAGAUGAUGACGAAGAGGAAGAGAAUGAGGGAGGACCACGAAAAAAUGAGCUGAGCGUGGAUGUGGACAGUGAUGUAGUGAGGGAGACAGUGGACUCUCUGAAGUUGCUAGCACAGGGUCAUGGCGCAGUGCUCUCAGAUAAUCUGGACCAAAGGGCAUACGAGGAGGAGGGGGUCGAAAACGGGGACAUUGGUGCCCACGGUGGCUGCGGGAGAGGCAACAGUACAGACCCCAAUUUCGGACAGGGAAAACCCACCAUGAACGGACAGUCAUUCGAGGAGAGGGACGAGGAGGUGUGUUUGAGCAGCUUGGAGUGUCUGAGGAACCAGUGCUUUGACCUAGCACGGAAACUGAGCGAGUCCCAGUCCACAGAGCGAACUGGGUACGCUGAUCCGACUCAGAACCAAAUGGGAGUAUACGGAGGCUGCCAACAACAGCAGCAACCUAGUCCGGAGGAACGCCGCGUUCUGGAGCGGAACUACUCUGACAUGGUAAACCUGAUGAAACUGGAGGAGCAGCUCAGCCCACGCUCCAAAACUUUCUCCAGCUGCGCUAGGGAAAAUGACGGGUAUCAGGACCGUGACGAGGAUACUACGUCUGUCACGUCCGAUCGGUCUGAAGAGGUCUUUGACAUGACGAAGGGCAACUUGUCCCUGCUGGAGAAAGCCAUUGCACUGGAGUCCGAGCGGGCCAAAGCCAUGAGAGACAAAAUGGCCUCCGAGGCAGGCAGGAGGGAUGGGAUUAGGAUGCAUGAGGAGAAUCACGGAUUACGGCACAGCUGCGCAGAGGAACGUAAAGUUCGACUGCAUCACGAAGGUAUGAAGAAAGCGUACUACACUAAAGAUUCGUCCCGCUCUGAAAAGAAAGAGAGUCGGUGUCCAACGCCAGGUUGUGAUGGCACGGGUCAUGUGACAGGGUUGUACCCUCACCAUCGAAGCCUGUCUGGGUGUCCCCAUAAAGACCGGGUACCCCCAGAAAUUCUUGCAAUGUAUGAGAAUGUUCUUAAGUGUCCUACGCCGGGCUGCUCCGGGCGCGGCCACGUUAAUAGCAACAGGAAUUCCCACAGAAGUCUCUCUGGAUGCCCCAUCGCUGCAGCAGAGAAGCUAGCCAAAGCCCAGGAGAAACACCAGACCUGCAACGGAACCAAGUCCAACCAAGCGUCCGAUCGGGUCCUCAGGCCCAUGUGUUUUGUGAAGCAGUUGGAGAUCCCUCAAUAUGGCUACAAAACCAAUGUUUCUACAACCACCCCUCGCUCCAACCUUGCCAAGGAGCUGGAAAAGUACUCCAAAACCAGCUUUGACUACAGCAAUUUCAAUGACAACAACAACCACAAUGUCUACACCAAACGGACCAUCGCACCAAAGCUUCAAGGCAGAGACGCGUCCCCCAAAGGAUAUGACAGCAAACGUUACUGUAAGAACUCCAGUUCGGCCAGCAGUACAACCAGUAGCUACGCCCCUAGCAGCAGCAGCAGCAGCAGUCUAGGCUGCGGAGGGGGCAGCAGUGCCAGCAGCACGUGCAGCAAGAGCAGCUUUGACUACACACAUGACAUGGAGGCUGCACACAUGGCAGCCACAGCCAUCCUCAACCUCUCUACGCGCUGCAGAGAACUUCCUCAAAACCUGACGGGCAAACCCCAAGACCUCUGCUCACGGACGGAGGGUUCUGAUGUGGAUGAGAACGGAACGUUGGAUCUGAGUGUGAGUAAGGGUCGGGCGGGGGGUGGGCAGGAAGGGGGUGGUGGCGCUUUGACCCCCCUGGAGCCCAUGCCACCCCACAGACAGGCAGCUCUUCUCAGUGCCCGCUGCUGUCCACUCAACCAACCCCACUGCUGGGACCUGCCUCUGGACUACACCAAGAUCAAACACAUGGAGCAAGAGCAGGCUAAAGAGGUGCCCUCUGAUGAUUUGGACCCCUUCCAGGAUAUUUUGGAAGACAGCGCUUACGCUGGCGACGUCACCAUCUCGAGUCCCAAACCCAAAUUCGCCCCCUGCAAAGAGAGCAAAAAGGAACUGAUAACUCUUUCAGGGUGUCCUUUAGCUGACAAAAGCAUUCGAAACAUGAUGGCCACCAACUCGCAAGAGCUCAAGUGUCCAACUCCAGGCUGCGAUGGUUCGGGACACAUCACUGGAAAUUAUGCGUCACAUAGAAGUCUGUCAGGGUGCCCACGGGCUCGGAAGAGUGGCAUGAAGAUCACACAUAGCAAAGAGGACAAAGAAGAGCAGGAACCAAUAAGGUGUCCGGUGCCCGGCUGCGAUGGCCAGGGUCAUGUGACGGGGAAGUACGUGUCUCACCGCAGCGCGUCGGGCUGCCCCUUAGCCGCCAAAAGGCAGAAAGACGGCUACAUGAACGGAGCGCAGUUCUCCUGGAAAGCGGGAAAGACAGAUGGCAUGUCGUGUCCAACCCCAGGCUGUGAUGGCUCAGGUCAUGUCAGUGGGAGCUUCCUAACACACCGAAGUCUCUCAGGCUGCCCACGUGCUACGACGGCAAUGAAGAAAGCCAGAAUGUCUGGAGUGGAAAUGCUCACAAUGAAACAGCGGACCAGUAAUGGGCUUGAGAGUAAUGAGGAGCUUAAACAGCUGGAUGAUGAAAUCAAAGAUUUAAAUGAAUCAAACUCGCAGGUGGAAGCAGACAUGAUCAAACUUAGAACACAGAUUACCACAAUGGAGACUAAUCUGAAGUCAGUAGAGGAAGAAACUAAGGUGAUUGAACAGCAAAAUGACUCUCUCCUGCAUGAACUGGCCCACCUCAGCCAGUCACUGAUUAACAGUUUAGCUAAUGUCCAGCUCCCCCAUAUGGAGCCUAUAAGCGAACAGAACUUUGAUGCAUACGUGACCACUUUGACAGACAUGUACACCAACCAAGAUCAGUAUCAGAGCCCAGAGAACAAAGCAUUAUUGGAAAAUAUAAAGCAGGCGGUUCAAGGAAUCCAAGUCUAG
This is a messenger RNA of Chanos chanos (milkfish), 3681 nucleotides long. RefSeq names its product myelin transcription factor 1-like, b (gene myt1lb). Gene Ontology annotation, biological process: regulation of transcription by RNA polymerase II. Gene Ontology annotation, molecular function: RNA polymerase II cis-regulatory region sequence-specific DNA binding; DNA-binding transcription factor activity, RNA polymerase II-specific; zinc ion binding. The transcript has 22 exons. The record is from RefSeq and is a predicted model, not a curated record. NCBI's taxonomy places the organism in Eukaryota, Metazoa, Chordata, Actinopteri, Gonorynchiformes, Chanidae. Gene Ontology annotation, cellular component: nucleus.